This is a messenger RNA of Thlaspi arvense, 941 nucleotides long. NCBI's taxonomy places the organism in Eukaryota, Viridiplantae, Streptophyta, Magnoliopsida, Brassicales, Brassicaceae. The record is from the annotation of a GenBank genome assembly.
CUAUGGCAGAUUCACGAAAAAAUAAAGAAAAAGGUCAGUAUAAUCAAUGGGGACCUGAGGAAACAAAAUUAUUGAUCGAUCUACUUGUAGAUGCAAUUCACAGAAACUGGCGUGAUAGUAAUGGUUUAAUAACCAAACUCACGGUGGAGCAAAAUUUUUUACCUGUACUCAAUGAAAAACUUGGAUGUCAGAAAGAAUACAAGCACUAUCUAAGUAGAAUAAAGUAUUUGAGAACCAUAUACCAAAACUAUGUGGAUCUUCAACGCUUCAAUUCAAGAUUUGGAUGGGAUCCUGAAACGAAAAAGUUUACUGCUCCAGAUGAAAAACAUCCUUCUCAUAAACAUAUGCGGUAUGAUUCGGUUGAACAAUUUGAGGAUUUGCAACUCAUCUUUGGAUGUGGUGUAGCAACUGGUGGUUUUGCUAUUGGACUGAGUGAUACUACUGAUGCUCGUACCUUUAGGGUUGGAGAGAGUAAUCAAGUGAAAGAAAACAUAAACCUUCAUCAGAGCACCGAUGAAGUUUUUGAAUUAUCAUCUCAACAGCAAUCAACCGAAUGUGAUAUGCCAUCUUUUCCAGUUCCAGGUUUCAAAGGUCGUGCUGAAAAACUUCAUCCGAGAAAGAGGUCUAAAAGGGAAGCUACUAAUGAUGUAGAUAAGCUGAAAAAUGAUCAGGACGAUGCUACGAUCAUAGUUAGCAACAAGAUCUUUAGUGUCAUACAACAGAGAGAAGAAAGACAACAAAGAGAAGCUGAAAAAAGAGAAGAAAAGUUAAAACGAGAAGCUGAAGAAAAAGAAGCUGAGAGAAAGAAAGACAAUAUAUGGGAAGCCAUGAAAGAGAUUCCUAAUUUAGAUAAUCAUACCCGCUACAAAGCUAUUACCUUGAUUCAUUCACUAGGAAUGAAAAAUGUCUUCAAAGACAUGACAAUAGAAGAACGUUUCGGU